Messenger RNA from Nymphaea colorata (pocket water lily), 1946 nucleotides. Its product is annotated as peptidyl-prolyl cis-trans isomerase CYP38, chloroplastic. The coding region runs from base 269 to 1720 and encodes 483 amino acids. The record is from RefSeq and is a predicted model, not a curated record. Gene Ontology annotation, biological process: protein peptidyl-prolyl isomerization. Lineage: Eukaryota; Viridiplantae; Streptophyta; Magnoliopsida; Nymphaeales; Nymphaeaceae. Gene Ontology annotation, molecular function: peptidyl-prolyl cis-trans isomerase activity. The transcript is spliced from 8 exons.
UCAAUGGAGUGGCCGCUUAGGAGGAAAAACCUCGGCGGUCAUCAGUCCAGGGUACCCAGGUGCUCUGAUCGGCGGGAGCACACAUCAUCAUCUGGUCGAUUGAUUGGUAAUCGCAUGUCGUAAUCCAACGAUCAAGUUGAACAGUUUGGAGCUGCGAUCUCAUGCAACCUUACCGCUUAACUUAUCCAAACUGGGGAUAUGCACACAGAAAAGCCGAGCGGGAGAGCGAGCGAGAGAGAGAAACAGAGAGAGAGAGAGAGAGGUGUGAAUGGCGUUCCUUCAGUGUCUUUCCCCUAGCUUCACACUUCCACUCAAACCCAAGUCCCACAAUGGCGACUCAACUCCUUUCCUGCAUGCUUCCAACUCCCUCUGCGGAUACCCACUUGACGAUUCAUCCCAUUCUGAACCAUCAAUGAGAUCGUUCAGGAUGGGUGGAACGAAAGCUUCAAUUGUUUGCAGUGCUGGUUCUGAAGAGAAUGCCCAAAGGGACGGGAGGAAUAUAUAUGUCAACAAGGAUAAACGCCAAGCUGAGGUUUGCAUUGAGAAGAAUACAAGCUCAUUUUGCUUAAGAAAAUGUGCAGUAUCGCUAGCACUCUCUGUUGGCCUGAUUUCUGGAAUACCUGCUCUUCAAUCACCUGCUUAUGCGAGUGAAGUUGCUGGCCCUGCGCUUCCUGAUCUCUCUGUGCUGAUAUCUGGGCCUCCCAUUAAAGACCCAGGCACCUUACUAAGGAAUGCACUGCCUAUUAAUAACAAAGCCAUUAGAGAGGUUCAAAAGCCACUCGAGGACAUCACGGAAAGUCUUAAAAUUGCAGGCACCAAGGCGUUAGAUUCUGUUGAGAGAAAUGUGAGGCAGGCUUCCCGUGCUCUUGCUCAAGGAAGAUCUGCCAUUUUGGCUGGUCUGGCUGAGCCAAAAAGAGAAAAUGGUGAGGAGUUACUUGAUAAGUUAGCUGUUGGACUUCAGGAGCUUCAAAGAAUAGUGGAAGACAGGAACAGAGAUGCAGUAGCACCAAAACAAAAGGAGCUUCUUCAGUUUGUGGGAACUGUUGAAGAAGAUAUGGUAGACAGCUUCCCAUAUGAAGUCCCUCAAGAGUACAAUAGCAUGCCUCUUUUGAAGGGUAGAGCAACUGUGGAUAUGAAGGUCAAGAUUAAGGAUAACCCCAAUAUUGAGAACUGUGUGUUUCAAAUAGUUCUGGAUGGUUAUAAUGCUCCUGUAACAGCAGGAAACUUUCUUGACCUGGUGGAACGACAUUUCUAUGAUGGAAUGGAGAUACAAAGAGCUGAUGGUUUUGUUGUUCAAACUGGUGAUCCUGAGGGGCCUGCUGAAGGUUUUAUUGAUCCAAGCACUGGUAAAACAAGGACAAUUCCACUGGAACUAAUGGCUGUUGGGGACAAGAUGCCUGUUUAUGGUGCAACACUAGAAGAGCUUGGACGAUACAAGGCACAAACAAAACUUCCAUUUAAUGCAUUUGGAACAAUGGCAAUGGCUCGUGAGGAAUUCGAGAACGACUCUGCUUCAAGCCAAGUAUUUUGGCUACUAAAAGAAAGUGAGCUCACUCCGAGCAAUGCCAACAUAUUAGAUGGGAGAUAUUCAGUGUUUGGAUAUGUCACAGACAAUCAAGAUUAUUUGGCUGAUCUUAAGGUAGGUGAUGUCAUAGAGUCAAUGCAAGUUGUAUCUGGUCUCGAAAACCUUGUCAAUCCUAGCUAUAAGAUUGCAGGAUAAGAUCUGCAAUCAAUAUUCUUUAUUUCGUUGAGGGUCCCCAUAGGCCAAUCUCAACACAUCGGCUGUGUAAUUUCCUUUGAGCUUGAUUCAUCUUGUGUAAUCUACUGCCUCACCACCCAGCAUGGAGCAGCAUGACUUGGUUUUGAUUUGUCUAACUAUCAAGGAGGUCAUGAAUCUUAAGAACACUAGCUUAGCUUGUAUCUAUGAAGAAGUUAUGUCUCUCUCU